Messenger RNA from Thalassophryne amazonica, 1529 nucleotides. Its product is annotated as neuronal growth regulator 1-like. NCBI's taxonomy places the organism in Eukaryota, Metazoa, Chordata, Actinopteri, Batrachoidiformes, Batrachoididae. Gene Ontology annotation, cellular component: neuron projection. The coding region runs from base 1 to 975 and encodes 324 amino acids. The record is from RefSeq and is a predicted model, not a curated record. The transcript is spliced from 10 exons.
AUGAGCUCUGUUUCUGCUCUGACAGACAUCGCCUAUUUCAGUUUCUUGUCUUCAGUGCUGCUGAGGUGCUACCUGCUGGAUGGCAUCUCAAAAGGAGCCUGGUUGAAUCGCUCAAGCAUCAUAUUCGCAGGGAAUGACAAGUGGUCUGUUGAUCCACGGGUGUCUAUCGUGUCCAACAUUGGAGAUAAUCAUGAGUACAGCCUUCAGAUACAAAAGGUGGAUGUAACCGACGAUGGCCAGUACACAUGCUCCAUUCAGAGUGAGCGCAACCCACGGCCAAAGCUCCUCAACCUUAUCGUCAAAGUUCCUCCCAAGAUAUAUGACAUUUCUUCAGAUAUCACGGUAAAUGAGGGCAGUAAUGUGUCACUCAUCUGUACUGCCAGUGGGAAACCUGAGCCAACCAUUUCCUGGAGACACAUAACCCCAUUAGCCAGGAAGUAUGACAGCGGUGAAUAUCUUAACAUCACCGGCAUCACCAGGGACCAAGCAGGGGACUACGAAUGCAGCGCUCUAAAUGACAUCGCCUCUCCUGACACCAAAACAGUAAAAGUCACAGUCAAUUUUGCCCCAGCUAUCCAUGACAUGAAAAGUAGUGGAGUGGGCUUGGGACGCACGGCAUUACUAAGGUGCGAGGCGGCUGCUGUGCCUGUUCCUGCAUUUGAGUGGUACAAGGGUGAGAAAAGGAUUAUCAGGGGUCACGGCAUUGAUAUCAAGAACCUCAGCUCCAGAUCUGUCCUCACAGUGACCAACAUGACAGAGGAUCGUUAUGGGAACUACACAUGCGUCGCAUCCAACAUGCUGGGGACAGCCAAUGCCAGUGUGCCUCUCCUCCCAAUUAUUGAACCCACCACCACUAGUGCUGUCUCAAGCCCAGCGCCCAACACUGCACCCUAUGGGAGCACAGGAUGCGCGCACGUCCUGCUGGCCUGCCGAUACCUGGUCCUGGCGCUCUCCUCCAUCAUCAGCGUGUACUAGCAGAGGCCCAAACACAAUGACUGUGACGAGCAUUUAUGAAUCCUUUUUGACACUGCUGAUGGCUGGAAUCCAAUCUGGUACAGUUUGUGGGAAGCCAUGAAGGCCAAAAUAAUCAGCAUUACUUUGUGUGAGGUUUUUUUUUUUAUUCUUGUUUUUUUGGUGGGGGGGGGGAUUUCUGUUAUGUAAAUACAGUACUAUACAACUGUUUUUAUUAUUAUUUCUUGUUCACUCCACUCUGACUUCUACUUCAACCUUUCUAUCAUAUCAAAAGCUCCAAAACCUCCCAAAUGAGUUGCUUUCAUGCCUCCCUCUCUCCUUCUCUCUCUCUCUCUCUCUCUCUCUCUCUCUCUCUGUCUCUCACUUCCUCUGGGAGGCAAAUCUGACAUUUUCAUCUGUUUUGUAAAUGGCUAAAAAGAAGCAAUUGUGCCAACUUUCUCAGUACACAGGAUUACCAUACCAAUGUUGUGUUGAAUGUAUUCUGGGUUGUUAAACAAAGGAAAGACAUUUAGAUUCCUAACAAUUUUGAUUAUGGGGUGUGCUUAAAAAUAUGAAGA